AUGGGACGGAUUUCUCUGAAUAUUAGAGAAGGCGUCAAGGUUUCUGUUUUGGGUUCUGUUGUAGGUGAAAACAUCGCUCAACCACUUUUGAGAGAAUUAUGGAAGACUAAACGACUUUCAGCAACAGUUCUACGAGUAGCAUCAGAAAAUGAAAUUGAGGUCUCAUCGAGCCGUAUGAAGUUUGUGGCUUUUUCCACAACUAGUUCAGAUACUGAUCAAAAUAUGGAUGACGAAGAGAGAACAAGUGAUAGCGAAAUGGAUAGUGAAACGGAUAUUUCAAGUAAUACUGAUGAUAGUUCUGAAGAUGGAAAAGUCAUAAACGUUAUGUCUCGCUCCUAUUCCAGCACACCAGUUGUACACAUUGCUGAUAUCUCUAAAGCAAUACUCAGACAAUUUUUUGAGCGGUUUAUGCCUGUUGAUUUUAUAAUGUCAGUGGUAAUUCCAUCUACAAAUAAGAGUCAGUUUCACGAUGAAUUUAACGAAAAUCUUACAAAAGCUAUCCUACCUGAUCCUUACCUUUGCAUGGAUGAAUCAAUGUGCCAAUGGAUAGGCAAAGUUGUUAAAGGUCCAUUUCAACGAAAAAUACUGAGAAAGCCGCAUCCAAUUGGAUGUGAAUUCAAAGCUCUUGCAAAUGCUCAAAUUAAUUUGUUCUUAAGAUUAGACCCAGCAGAACCUUCGGAAUAUGCAUGCAUUACUUUAUAUAACCAUGGUCUUUAUUCUAUUCUACAAAUAAAGAAGCAUCGUUAUUGGCCUAAGAAUAUCCCUAGUGAUAUUACAGAUGUACUUGGAGACACAUAUGGAUCAUUU
Molecule: messenger RNA, 807 nt
Organism: Funneliformis caledonium
Lineage: Eukaryota; Fungi; Glomeromycota; Glomeromycetes; Glomerales; Glomeraceae
Source: the annotation of a GenBank genome assembly